Molecule: messenger RNA, 4189 nt
Organism: Manis pentadactyla (Chinese pangolin)
Lineage: Eukaryota; Metazoa; Chordata; Mammalia; Pholidota; Manidae
Gene: EXD3
Product: exonuclease 3'-5' domain containing 3
Exons: 21
Coding region: 786-3596 (936 amino acids)
Biological process (GO): nucleobase-containing compound metabolic process
Molecular function (GO): 3'-5' exonuclease activity; nucleic acid binding
Source: RefSeq, a predicted model, not a curated record
CCGGCGCUGACGGGGUCGCACGGGGGCCGGGCUCCGCCAGCGCCCCUUUGUGGCCGAGGGGUGGCAGCGCGUGCGGGGCACAGGCCCGGGGGCAGCAGGGACACAGCCGGGGGGCACGGCGGCAGGCCUGGGGGAGACCGAGGCCAGCGUGGGGGACCCCGAGAGCACCCGCCCGAAGCAGGCUACCCCAGAGACGAGGCGCGGCCGGGCCCUCCUGGCCCCCUGCACGAGUCCGUGGGCGUCCCGGACGCCCUCCUCCGCCGUGGGAAACGAGCCUCCAGAGCCCGAUGGCGGAGCGGGACCUGCCCUGGGCCCCGGGGCCCCGUCAGCGCCCCUGCCCCUCCUCGCAGCCUCACACGCGUCCCGGCUGACGCCGAGGCUCAUGCCUUCUUUGCUGCCGCCUUCUUGGCGCCUGUAUUAGUCAAGGUUCUCCAGGGAAACAGAACCGACGCAUGUACAGAGAGAGACUGUUUUUCAGGCAUUGGCUGACGCCAUUGUGGGGACUGGCAGGUCCAAAAUCUGCAGGGUGUGCCGCCUGCUGCAGGCCCAGGGAAGAACCUGGAGGCAGGCAGACGCCCCUCUCGCUGAAGGGAGCUGCCUUUUCUCUAGUCCCUUUACUGACUAGAUGAGCCCCACCUGCGUGGUGGAGGGUAUCGGACUUUACUGCAAGCCUACCGUCCUAAACGUUAAUCUCAUCUAAAAUGUACUUUCACAGCGACAUGUGACUAUAACCAAAUAAUUGUCCAGUUAUCUGGGCCCCGUGCCCAGCCCAGUUGACACCUGAAAUGGACCAUCACAGCACCCAAUCCAGAAAAGCUCCCGUAGAUGGUCUCUGGGACUUCACCUACGGCAGGAGAACAUGCUGGCCUAGAGUGCCUCACUCAAGCUGCCUGCCGACCUUCCCCCGGCCCUGGCUGAGGAUGGACCCGGGAGACCCCUCUGGAGACCCAGUUGGUGAUGCCGCUGGUACCCCUGCUGAUGGCCAGGACCCGCUCCUGUUCCUGCAGGCCCUGAGGACGCUGUGGUCCACGCGGGAGUGGCAGCAGCUCCGGGAAGAGGCCUGGCGAGGGUUUGCUGCUCUGCGUGACCCGCGCGCAGGACUCCUGGCCAUGCUGGAGAGCAGCCAGGGUCGGCAGGGGACGGGCCCCACCCUAGAGGUGUGGGUCGCCUGUGAGCUCAGCUGCUGGCUGCAGGCUCGGCCAUGCCCAGGGCUGGCCCAGGGCAGCCCAGGGUUGAAGCAGCUGCAAGCCCGUGCAGUCAGGGUCCUCGCCAAGAGCACCCCCCGUCUUGUGGAGCCUCUGGUCAGCAUCUUCCAGCUGCAGGACGCAGAGCGGAGGCCCCUGCUGGCACACAUCCACCAGCUCCACCAGGAUGGCAAGUUCAAAGAGGCUGUCAUGCUGGGCACGAAGCUGCAGCCAGAGCUGGAUGUUGAAAAGAUGUGCACCCUGCUGCUCCUCCAAGACAAGGCGAGUCUCGUGGAGCGCUACGUGGCUGGUUUCCCGGACCUCCAGAGGAUGCUGCUGGCUCUCAUGGACUCCUGGUGCUGGCCGGGCUUUGACAUCAGAACUGUCUCCAGACGGCUCCUGCAGGUGACCCCCCGGAGGCUGGAGAAGCUGAGCCCCAGGGCACUGACACGGCAGGUCCUGGGCCUGCGGGAGAAGUACGGCCUGGACCCCGCGCUGUGUCCCAAUGCUGCCACCCAGCAGCGCCUGGCAGCCCUUCGGUUCCUGUGUUGCAAGCGGUUUGUGGAGAGAACCAUGUCUCAGGAGAACUGGGCUGACUGCGUGCAGGGCCUGGUGGGGCAGAGCCCGUGGCUGCAGGAGCAGCUGGUGCAGCUGCUGGCCUCUCACGGGGACAUGGCCACGGCCGUCCACUGUGCUCCGGACCUCUCCCUGCCCAAGGGGCGGCUGCCAGCCACGGUGGCUGCAGAGCUCAGCUGCCUUAGGCUGCAGGAGAGCGCUCUCUGCCCCUCAAGGCCAGAGGCGCUGGGGGGCACCAGGGACAGUGUGGGGGCACGAGUGCAGGGGUGCUGCAGCUCUGCUCCUCCCAGGCCAGCUGGAGGGCCUUCUGCGGACAGGACGGAUGGUCACUACCAGCUGCCCAUCGCCAGGAGAGACAUCCACUUCCUGGCCUCCUGGGGGGACCUGGCCAGCCACGAGGAGGAGCUCCUGCAGCCUGGCCGGGUGGUUGGUGUGGACGUGGAGUGGAGGCCCUCCUUUGGCAUGGGGGGCCGGCCCCGGCCGUCGCUCAUGCAGCUGGCAGUAGAGGGCCAUGUGUUCCUGCUGGACCUGCCCGUGUUCUUGGAGCCCGCAGGAGGGCUGGUGACGCAGGCCUUCUCCCAGCUGGUGUCCCGGCUGCUCUUGGACCCCUCCAUCACCAAGCUGGGUUAUGGGAUGACAGGGGACCUUCGGAGCCUGGGCACCUCCUGCCCUGCCCUGGCCCAUGUGGAGAAGCAGCUGCAGGGUGGCCUGGACCUGCUGCAGGUGCACAGGCAGAUGCGGAUGGCAGAUGAGCCUGUCCGAGGUGUGGCUAGGGCCGGGGGGCCUCGGGGCCUCAGCCUCCUGGUGCAGCAGGUGCUGGGCAAGCCUCUGGACAAGACACAGCAGCUCUCUAACUGGGACCGACGGCCACUAAGCGAGGAGCAGCUGGUCUAUGCAGCCGCCGAUGCCUACUGCCUGUUGGAGGUAUACCAAGCUCUGUGCAGGGAGCCUGCCCGCUUCCUCCUGUUGGACAACCUGGCCAGGAGCCCAAGGCCUGGGCACAGCAAGAGAUCUGGAGCCGGGGAACUGCCCGGCUGGCAGGAGGCCUCAGCUCCAGCUCUCCAGGUGCCCGUGGCCAAGGGUGAGGGCACUGCCCCUGCGGUGCCGGCCAGGGCCUUCCGUGUGGUGUGCGACAACAUGCUGCAGGGGCUGGCACGGAGCCUCCGCUGUCUGGGCGUCGACACACUCAUGCUGGGCACCGGCGAGGACCACCGCAGAGCGGCCGAGGUUGCCAGGCAGGAGGAAAGGGUCAUCCUGACGUCAGGGCUGCCAUACCACAAGCUCCGGGCCCAGGUCGGGGCUGGGCGCUGCCUCCAGGUGGACUGCUCCCUCAAGGCACGGCAGCAGGCAAAGGCUGUGCUCAGGCAUUUCAACGUGCACGUCACCCACGCAGACAUCUUCAGCCGCUGCCAGGCCUGUAACUGUGACCAGUACCUGAAGGUCUCCAAGAACCUGAUGAGGCAGCUCAUGUGGCCCAGCGGACACCAGGAAGGCCCCAGCAGCAUAGGCCAGAGAAGGGGACAGCCCUGGGCAGCGCUCAGCCCUCCGCAGCAUGGCCUGGACGUGUUCAAGGCCCAGGACAGGAGCAGACCGAGAGCAGUGCCCUCCACAGGGCCGCCGGGCUCCAGCCCCAAGGAGCCUCGCCCUUGCCCCGAGGCUGCAGUCGUCCUAUGCUGGGGGUUCUCUGGUGUCUUGGGGGGCCUCCCAGCAAGGGCUGCAGCCAGACCAGCUGGGGUGAGGCUGGGUGGCCAGAUGGAGGUCACGGCCUCACUGGGCUGCAGGAGGCAGUGGGCCUGGUGUGGGGGCCUCAUCCAUUCAGACCCUGGCUGCAGUUAAUAUGGAGCCAUCUGUGGAGAAAUGUUUGCCAAGAAAAUUAGGAGGUCAGCAGUGUGGGCAGGAUGCUUCCCCCACCUGCCAGCCCUGCCCUCAGCCAUCUCUUCCCUCAGCCCCACCCCGACCCCUGGGCUGCCACCAGCCUGGCUGACUCCCUGUGCUCUCGGUGGGGCUGGGACUCUCUCCAGGGUCAGAAGAAGGCCACCCCCAGAGUCUCGUGGCACCCUGAGCUCCAGCAGGCCCCCCAGCUCCCCACCCACCCUGGUGGGUUCUGAAACAACUCCCUGGCAGAGGGCUUAUCUGCUCAUCACCACAGACGGGCCGCCCCCGCCACUGCCCUCCCCCGGCCCGCUAGCUCUCAGGCCCCCACCGCCCUAAUCAGCCGAUCUCUCGCCCAAAGCAUGUUUCCCAAGGACCUUUGAGCCCCAAGAAUGUUCCAAGGUGUGAGUUCCCAUGGGAGGGGACCUGGCUGGCACCGCAGCUUCUCAGCCCCUUGCCCUUUGUCCCCUCCCCUGGGGGUAGCAGAGAGGCCGGGACUUGGAGGUGCACUGGGGCUGCAGGGCCCCAUCCUUAUGAUAGUCCCUGACACCCUUGAU